CUUUGGUGAUCUUCACUUCUUGAAAUCUAAUAUCACUAAGCGUGCGUGCCUUUUAAGAAAUCACACAUUAUGACUGGAAAAUGUUAAUGUAUCUAUUUUCAUUUAUUUGUCUUUCAGAAUGUUUCAGGGUGAAAGGUCAAAUGCAAAAAGGCUGACAGCAGUCUCAACUGGCAAAGAUCACGCCACAUUUACAUGCAACACUCCUUUGCCAAGAUCUUAACUCUUCACAGCCUUUUUUUUAAACGGAACUAAAGUUGUAUUACGCAAAGAAAGGAAGGCGCAUCUGCAGCAGUGGAGUGCACUUCUGCCAAUGAUGGGACUGUGUUGCUGGACUCCAGAAGGUCAUGAUUAAGCUGUCAAGUGAAAGCCGAGCGUCAUCAACGUGGUCGAACAGCAGAGCUCAGAACAGCCCACAGAUCUUAGAAGCAGGAAAAUAUUUGCAGAUUCCAGAGAGACAGUGCUGGCACGGCCACGCAGGUGGAGGACUCAGUGCAGACCCCAAAAAUGUGCUGAAGGAAGUGAACUCCUCUAAGGUUCUGGUGGCCAUGUUGACGUAUGUUAGGCCCAAGGACAGACCGGACCUGCGCGCUCGAGUGGCCAUCUCACUGGGUCUCCUCGCUGGAGCCAACAUAACCAACAUUAUGGUGCCCUUCAUGUUUAAAUAUGCGGUGGACGGCCUGAACCAGAUGUCGGGACACAUGUUGAACCUGAGCGGCGUGCCGAACACGGUGGUCACCAUGGCAACGGCUGUUUUGAUUGGCUAUGGUGUUUCCCGCGCCGGGUCCGCUCUCUUCAAUGAGCUGAGGAAGAUCCAGAAGAAUAAGGCUGAUAAUGAGGCUGGAAAUGCUGCUAUCGAUUCUCUCCUCAAUUAUGAAACCAUUAAGUACUUCAACAAUGAGAAGUAUGAGGCCGAGCGUUACGAUAGUUUUCUGAAGGUGUACGAGUCGUCCUCUCUGAAGACCACCUCUUCUCUGGCCAUGCUCAACUUUGGUCAGAGCACCAUCUUCAGCGUCGGCCUCACCGCCAUCAUGGUGCUGGCAAGCAAAGGCAUAAUGGCAGGCAGCAUGACUGUGGGGGAUCUAGUGAUGGUGAACAGGCUGCUCUUCCAGCUCUCUAUGCCGCUCAACUUCCUGGUCACCGUAUACAGAGAGACCCAACAGGCCCUCAUAGACAUGAACACGCUCUUCACUCUGCUCAGCAUCGACACCAAAAUAAAGGAGAAAGAAAUGGCCCCCCCGAUGCUCGUUACACCCCAGGAAGCCACCAUCAGGUUUGAGAUUGUGUAUUUUGAGUACUUGGAGGGACAAAAGGUGCUUAACGGGGUUUCCUUUGAAGUACCUGCAGGGAAAAAGGUGGCCAUUGUUGGCGGCAGUGGAUCUGGAAAGAGCACGAUUGUCCGAUUGCUCUUUCGUUUCUACGAGCCACAGCGGAGCAACAUCUUCAUCGCAGGCCAGAACAUUCGUGAUGUUAGUUUGGAGAGCUUGAGGAAAGCUGUGGGCGUCGUGCCGCAGGACGCCGUGCUUUUCCACAAUACCAUAUUUUACAAUCUGUUGUAUGGUAACAUCAACGCCACAGCAGAGGACGUCUACCGUGUGGCCAAACUAGCUGGAAUCCAUGACGCCAUUCUCCGAAUGCCUCAUGGAUACGACACGCAGGUCGGAGAGCGAGGCCUGAAGCUCUCAGGUGGAGAAAAGCAGUGUGUGGCCAUCGCACGGGCCAUCCUUAAGAACCCUCCCGUUUUGCUGUAUGACGAGGCCACGUCUUCACUAGACUCGAUCACUGAAGAGCAUAUUCUGACUUCUGUGAAGGAGAUGGUGAGAGACAGAACAUCUGUCUUUAUUGCACACCGGCUGUCCACCAUUGUGGAUGCAGAUGAGAUUACUGUACUAAAUCAGGGGAAGGUGGCGGAGCGCGGCAGUCAUCAGGCUCUGCUGAGCACGCUGGGCAGUCUGUACGCAGACCUGUGGAACACACAGAACAGCAGAAGCACGAGCGCCGCGGCCCGGCCUGAGCCUGUACCCGAGCGCCUGGCGCAGAGAGAAGAGGAGCGCAAGAAGCUGCAGGAGGAGAUCCUCAACAGCGUGAAGGGCUGCGGGAACUGCUCCUGCUGAGCUCUGCUCCUCUCCUCCAGACCGCCACUGGACUGGGAUCACAGCGAGGAGUCGAGGAUGUUAUUUCAUCCUGAACUGACAGCGGCGUCCUUCUUCUUUGUGACUUUUCCAUAACCUCAGGGGCCAAUGUCAUGCCUUUAUUUUCACAUGCUGUCAAGGUUUUAAUAGAUUUGUCCAUGCCAUCUGGAACUCUUGUAAGUUGUCUUUAUUAUGCAUAUGUACAUAUCACAAAUGCAAUAUUUUUGAGAAUCGCAUUGUAUAGAGUGCAUAGAUAUUUUGUCUGUUGAAUUAUGUUAGAUAUGUCUGGACCAUUUAGAACAUUUCUCCCUGAACACUGGCACCUCUGAUGUCUCAUCAACAUUAAUUUAUACCAAAUCUGAAUGAGAUGUCAUCGAAAGUACAUUCAACAACUU
Molecule: messenger RNA, 2524 nt
Organism: Sinocyclocheilus grahami
Lineage: Eukaryota; Metazoa; Chordata; Actinopteri; Cypriniformes; Cyprinidae
Product: ATP-binding cassette sub-family B member 7, mitochondrial-like
Exons: 15
Coding region: 345-2111 (588 amino acids)
Biological process (GO): transmembrane transport; intracellular iron ion homeostasis
Cellular component (GO): mitochondrial inner membrane
Molecular function (GO): ABC-type transporter activity; ATP binding; ATP hydrolysis activity
Source: RefSeq, a predicted model, not a curated record